GCUAAAACCAUGAUUUGUUAAACUACCUGAGCACCACCGACUCUUCCCCAGUGGCGUUGGACAGCACGUCGGACAGAGAAGGCAGGACCGACAGACAACCGGGACACUCAGGAUACUAGUCUUGGAAAGCACUAAUAUUUCCGCACAGACUUUUCUGACGGACAUGAACGCGCUUUUAGACCGCUUUCACAACUUCUUCUUACCGCUAGUGCGAGGGGAGGACGGUGUCUGCGCCUGCACCUGUGGGAGGCAUCAAAUCUAUCAUGUCGUUCCAUAUAAUGGGGCGAAGUUCAUGGUGGAUUCAAACUACAUUGUAAGUGACAUCAUAACCCAGCAGAAAAUGAACAUCAUAGUUGGACUGCUCCUGGGCCUCUGCAUCAGCUUGUUCUUCAGCUUGUUCUUGAAGUGGCUGGAUACGGUAUUUGAGUCACGGCUCAAAUACUGCAGGGCAAACCACAUGAAUGAUGCUGGUUUCUGGUCAUGGAUGCCUAAAUUCAGUAAAACAAGGGAAUUUUUCAGGCCGUUAUAUCCACAACACACGGAGGUCUCCAGUGGGAAGACGCUGCACAUCAGUCAAGAAGUGUACCAUAAUGUUAAUGACACAUAAAGAUAAAAAUGUGGAUUGA
Cottoperca gobio is the source of this 626-nucleotide messenger RNA. RefSeq names its product transmembrane protein 240-like. The record is from RefSeq and is a predicted model, not a curated record. Lineage: Eukaryota; Metazoa; Chordata; Actinopteri; Perciformes; Bovichtidae. The coding region runs from base 164 to 607 and encodes 147 amino acids. The transcript is spliced from 4 exons.